Messenger RNA from Trichomonas vaginalis G3, 558 nucleotides. Its product is annotated as organellar and viral DNA polymerase type B. The coding region runs from base 1 to 558 and encodes 185 amino acids. NCBI's taxonomy places the organism in Eukaryota, Parabasalia, Trichomonadida, Trichomonadidae. The transcript has a single exon. The record is from RefSeq and is a predicted model, not a curated record.
AUGGACAAAGAUUGCGACAUGGUUUAUAAAAAUAUUUCUGACCUUUACAAAUCCGAAGAAUUUAAGACAUACGAUAACUUUGUUUCAUUAGUUGCAAAAUGUGUAUGGCAGAUAAGAGAUAAAGAUAGAAGAGGUAAGGUAUGGAAUGAACAGAUAAAACCAGCAGCUUUUGAGUUAAAGAAAACCAUUGACGCCUUAGUUGUUCUAGCUGGUUUUAUUUCAAUGUAUAACGCAAAAACGAUGCCGCAAUGUUCAAAAUGUAAAGCAGCAAUAAGAAAAUAUAACUACUCAGUCAAAGAGAUAGAAAGAAUGCGAAACGACUAUGCAGACUUAAAGAAAGAAGCAGAAAAGCCAGCAGAAGAUAAAAUGGAUAUGUUGACAUUUCUUAAUAAAAACUAUCCAACAGCAGAAGAUUUCCUUCUGUCUGACGUCAAGAAGAAAUAUAAAGAAACCUUCGGCAUUGUUAAAACAUUCGAUGUACUAAAAGAAGAAAUAGAAGCUACGAAAUUGUUUAGGAUUUCAAAUAUACAUCGUACAAUUCAUGUAAAACGCUUGUGA